AUGCGGGUGUGGAGCUCUGCAGAACCUCGCCAUAGUGAAAAAGAGUUGCAUCCUCAGGUCCUUCACCCAUGGAGAAGUCGAGGCAAAGGGCUGAUCAGAGUAAAGAGGGACUGGAUCAUCCCCCCAAUCAGAGUGUCAGAGAAUAGCAAGCAGAUUCCUGAAGCCCUUGUCCAGAUCAAAUCUGACAAAAUCUUCACCGGUGAGGUAAUCUACAAGUUAGAGGGACCGGGGGUUGACCAGGAGCCCAAGAACCUGUUUGAGAUUGAUGACAAGACAGGGGUGAUCAGGAGCAAGCGGCCACUGGACAGAGAGAAGUACAGCAGCUUCACGCUUAAAGCCUUCGCGUUGUCCCCCAGUGGAGAGCGACUGGAGAAUCCAACCACCAUAGAGAUAGUAGUGCUGGAUCAGAAUGACAAUAGACCUGUCUUCAUUCACAGCCCGUUUGUGGGCACUGUCUCUGAGUUCUCAGUCCCAGGCACAUCAGUAAUGACAGUGACAGCCGCAGAUGCAGACGACCCAAUGACAGAAAACGCUGUUCUGAGCUACUCCAUCAUUGACCAGGAGAGCAUUCCUCCCAACGCCAUUACCAAGAUCAUGUUUGGCAUCAACAACGAGACAGGUGCCAUCUACACAAGAGAUGUAGGCCUGGACAGAGAGGUGGUGAAAGAAUUCAAGUUAAAACUACAGGUGGCUGAUAUGGGGGGCAUGGGACUAACAAGUGAAGGUGUGGCAAUCAUACAUGUCUCUGACAUCAACAACCACGCACCGCAGUUCAGCUCUGACUCAUACAACAUGACAGCGGUGGAGAACAGGAACGACUAUGAGCUCGGACGAGUGAAUGUGACAGACAGAGACGAUACUGGAACGAAAAACUGGGAAGCCAGAUACUCCAUUUUCAAUGACCACAGAGGAAACUUUGCUGUCCGUACUGAUCCCAUCACCAACCAGGGGAUCCUCACAGUGGUGAAGCCCCUGGAUUAUGAAGCGCAGAGUGAAUACCACCUGGUUUUGACCGUGGAAAAUAUUAAUCCUCUGAGCAGCAAGGCUUCCAGCCAGAUUUUGAGAAAUGCCACAGUUACGGUCACCGUUGUGAAUGAGAAUGAAGCCCCACGUUUCAGAGAGGACCCCAUACAGAUUGAGGUCCCCGAGUCUGUGAAACCUGGCACAUUACUGAAAAGCAAUAUUGCCUUUGACCCUGAUAAUUCUGAUCUGAGGUAUGAGAUUAGCAGAGAUCCUGAGAGUUGGCUGGACAUCAACAGAGAUACAGGAGACAUUACAGCAAAGAGGAAGUUUAACAUGAGAUCUCCACAUGUGAAAAACAGUAUCUACACUGCUGCUGUGAAGGUUAUAGAUGCUGGUGGUGUUUCAGCCACUGCUACAGUGGCCAUCACACUCAAAGAGACGAAUGACUUCCCCCCUCAGGUUUUCCCCCUGACAGGCUUUGUAUGCAGAGGCAGCAGCAGGUCACGUAAUGGUUUGCUUCUGACUGCUGUAGAUGAAGACCUUCCUCCACAGGCUGCACCCUUCCUCUUUCAAAUACCUGACGAUCUGUCAGCCAACUGGACCAUCACUCAAGUAAACGAUACUCAUGCCAUGCUUCAGCCGCUUGUAGACCUGGAGGUCAGAGACUAUGCUGUCAUGGUGCUGGUAUCGGACUCCGGCAGCCCAGCUCUGAGUGCUGGGGCUCAGGUCAAUGUCACUGUUUGUCUCUGUGACUCCUUCAGAGACUGCAAGUCUGAGGCAGGGGCAAUCUUAGGCUCCAGUGUGGGAAUCAACUUCAUCGCACUCAUUAUCAUUGUGGCGAGCACUGCACUCCUGCUGUUGCUUCUCCUCCUGACUGUGGCUCUGACCGCCUGUGGAAGACGCCACCACAUCAAGAAAGGAACGGGACUGCUCAUCGGGGAAUCUGAAGACGACAUACGUGACAAUGUCUUCAACUAUGAUGAGCAAGGUGGAGGCGAGGAGGAUGAGAACGCCUUUAAUAUUGACCUGCUGUGGAAUCCCCAUGAUGCACCCCCCACCCCGGGGUCCUUUUACCCAGGGUCUGGAAUUCCUCCUCGAGGGAAGCAGCCCCUUAGAAAGGACGCCCCACAUAACCUGCCGUCGCCCACCUAUCCAAGGAGGCCUCCUGCAGAUCCUACUGACAUCGAGGACUACAUUAAUGAUGGCCUGGAAGCUGCUGACCAUGAUCCAAAUGUGCCUCCAUACGACACCGCCCUCAUAUAUGACUAUGAAGGAGAUGGCUCACUUGCAGGAAGCCUCAGCUCUAUUGCUUCGGGUAGCUCUGAUGGAGAUCAGGAUUACGACUACCUUAACGACUGGGGACCACGCUUUAAGAAACUUGCCAACAUGUAUGACCCGCGUUAG
Pelmatolapia mariae (spotted tilapia) is the source of this 2367-nucleotide messenger RNA. It is a transcript of the gene cdh15, whose product is annotated as cadherin 15, type 1, M-cadherin (myotubule). The record is from RefSeq and is a predicted model, not a curated record. Bases 1 to 2367 code for a protein of 788 amino acids. The transcript is spliced from 14 exons. NCBI's taxonomy places the organism in Eukaryota, Metazoa, Chordata, Actinopteri, Cichliformes, Cichlidae. Gene Ontology annotation, cellular component: plasma membrane; catenin complex; adherens junction. Gene Ontology annotation, biological process: multicellular organism development; calcium-dependent cell-cell adhesion; adherens junction organization. Gene Ontology annotation, molecular function: calcium ion binding; cadherin binding.